This is a messenger RNA of Euleptes europaea (tarantolino), 8875 nucleotides long. It is a transcript of the gene CHD6, whose product is annotated as chromodomain helicase DNA binding protein 6. Gene Ontology annotation, molecular function: ATP-dependent chromatin remodeler activity; ATP binding; protein binding. The transcript is spliced from 37 exons. The record is from RefSeq and is a predicted model, not a curated record. NCBI's taxonomy places the organism in Eukaryota, Metazoa, Chordata, Lepidosauria, Squamata, Sphaerodactylidae. Bases 28 to 8301 code for a protein of 2757 amino acids.
UUUGCAGAAAUAUACAUCCCAAAAUUGAUGAUAAUGAAAAUACAGAAGAAAGAAAAACAGCUGGCGCAUUUUAAAGUGCUGACUCACUCCCCAAUGUCUGAUGCGUCCAUUACCUUCGAAUGCAAGCCACAGUCCCCUUUUGUCAAUAGCACAGAUCAGGAAGAUCUGCAUGACCUUGUGACAAUCUCCGAUUUGGCCAGCGUGAGCCUGGCCCAGACGGACCAGCCAAAUGUGGUACCUGAUGUGGUACCCGAUGAGAUUGUGCAGAACCUGGUGACCUCCCAUAAUGGGGUAGUGGAUGAUGGAGGUGGGGGCACUGGGGUGAAGAAGAAACGGAAGAAAAAAGAGGCAGGGCAGCAGGAGCUGAGUAGUGAAAGAGAAGCAAAACCAAAGAGAAAGAGAGAGCCUAAGGAACCAAAAGAACCCAAAAAGCCCAAGAAGCCUAAGGAGCCUAAACUGGAGGCCAUCAAGAAACCCCGGAAGCCACGGGAGGCCAAAGUCCCAAAGGAGCCUAAAGAAAAGAAGAGCAGCUCGGACUCUCCCCCCAAAGCAAGGCCCAAGAAGUCUAGCACGGAGCAAGGACCAACUCCUGUUGAGAAGAAGAAAAAAGGGAAGAGGAAACAUGACACUCCAGUGGAAAGCCUAGAGCUAGAUCAAAACCUCCUUUCGUUGUCUGGGCAGAGCCCUGAGGAGUCUGCUGAAUUGACUGAUAGCCAGAAGCGCCGCUCUGGACGCCAAGUGAAGCGCAGGAAGUACAACGAAGACCUGGAUUUCAAGGUGGUGGAUGAUGAUGGAGAAACAAUAGCUGUGCUGGGAGCUGGCCGGGCUUCGGCACUCUCUGCAUCUACCUUGGCCUGGCAGGCAGAGGAGCCUCCUGAGGAUGAUGCCAACAUCAUCGAGAAAAUCCUGGCCUCCAGAAUGGUGCAGAAAGAGACUCACCCUGGAGGACCAACUUACGAACAGGAGGAGUUCUACGUAAAAUAUCGUAAUUUUUCUUACUUGCACUGUAAAUGGGCCACAAUGGAGGAGCUGGAGAAGGAUCCGCGUAUCUCCCAGAAGAUAAAGCGCUUCCGCAACAAGCAGGCACAGAUGAAGCACAUUUUUACUGAGCCGGAUGAAGACCUGUUUAACCCAGACUAUGUGGAAGUCGACAGAAUCUUAGAGGUGGCUCACACGAAAGACGCCGACACUGGGGAGGAGGUGACUCACUACCUGGUAAAGUGGUGUUCGUUGCCUUAUGAGGAAAGCACUUGGGAACUGGAAGAAGAUGUUGACCCAGGGAAGAUCAAAGAGUUUGAAUCUCUGCAAAUCCCACCAGAGAUCAAACCCUUGGAGCGCCCUGCUUCUGAGUCCUGGCAAAAGUUGGGGAAGUCUCGAGAUUAUAAAAACAACAACCAGUUACGGGAGUACCAGCUGGAGGGAAUGAAUUGGCUGCUGUUUAACUGGUACAACAGGAAGAACUGCAUCCUGGCUGAUGAAAUGGGUCUUGGGAAGACAAUUCAGUCAAUUACAUUCCUCUCUGAGAUUUUCCUGAUGGGCCUUCGGGGUCCAUUUCUCAUAAUUGCUCCACUUUCAACCAUCACAAAUUGGGAGCGGGAGUUCCGCACAUGGACUGAGAUGAAUGCCAUUGUGUACCAUGGCAGCCAAAUCAGCCGCCAGAUGAUCCAGCAGUAUGAAAUGGUGUACCGUGACUCACAGGGCAGCCCUCUUCAAGGGCUCUUUAAGUUCCACGUGGUCAUCACUACCUUUGAGAUGAUCCUUGCUGACUGUCCUGAGCUGAAGAAAAUCCAGUGGCGCUGUGUGAUCAUUGAUGAGGCCCAUCGGCUCAAAAAUAGAAACUGCAAGUUGCUGGAAGGACUGAAGCUGAUGAAUCUGGAACACAAAGUGCUACUGACUGGGACGCCCCUGCAGAACUCUGUGGAGGAGCUCUUCAGCCUACUCAACUUCCUGGAGCCACAGCAGUUCCCAUCUGAGACUGCCUUCCUGGAAGAGUUUGGGGACCUCAAGACAGAGGAGCAGGUUAAGAAACUCCAGUCCCUCCUGAAACCCAUGAUGCUGCGACGUCUGAAGGAUGAUGUGGAGAAGAAUCUGGCGCCCAAGCAAGAGACCAUCAUUGAGGUAGAGCUGACCAACAUCCAGAAGAAAUAUUACCGGGCUAUCCUGGAGAAGAAUUUCACCUUCCUGUCCAAGGGUGCUAAUCAGCACAACAUGCCCAACCUCAUCAAUACCAUGAUGGAGCUGCGCAAGUGCUGCAACCACCCCUACCUCAUCAAUGGGGCAGAGGAGAAGAUUCUAGAAGAUUUUCGUAAAACACACAGCCCAGACGCUCUUGACUUCCAGUUGCAGGCAAUGAUCCAGGCAGCAGGCAAGCUGGUGCUGAUUGAUAAGCUGCUACCAAAGCUGAUCGCAGGCGGGCACAAGGUGCUGAUCUUCUCCCAGAUGGUGCGCUGUCUUGAUAUCCUGGAGGAUUAUCUCAUCCAGAGGCGAUACACGUAUGAGCGCAUUGACGGACGAGUGCGUGGGAAUUUACGCCAGGCUGCCAUUGAUCGCUUCUGCAAGCCAGAUUCAGACCGCUUUGUCUUCUUGCUCUGCACGAGGGCAGGGGGCCUGGGCAUCAAUCUCACUGCUGCUGACACCUGCAUCAUCUUUGACUCGGAUUGGAAUCCCCAAAACGACCUGCAGGCUCAGGCUCGCUGUCACCGAAUAGGGCAAAGCAAGGCAGUGAAGGUCUAUCGCCUUAUCACUAGGAAUUCCUACGAGCGUGAGAUGUUUGACAAAGCCAGCUUGAAGCUAGGUUUGGACAAAGCAGUGCUACAGGACAUCAACCGUAAAGGCAGCAACAAUGGGGUUCAGCAGCUCUCUAAGAUGGAGGUUGAAGAUUUGUUGCGAAAGGGAGCUUAUGGGGCACUAAUGGAUGAGGAAGAUGAAGGCUCCAAAUUCUGUGAGGAAGAUAUUGAUCAAAUCCUGCAACGGAGAACCCAGACAAUCACUAUUCAGACUGAGGGGAAGGGCUCUACAUUUGCCAAGGCUAGCUUUGUUGCUUCUGGGAACCGCACUGACAUUUCAUUAGAUGAUCCCAACUUCUGGCAGAAAUGGGCAAAAAUAGCAGAACUGGAUACAGAUGCAAAAAAUGAAAAGGAGAGCCUAGUGAUUGACAGGCCGCGUGUCCGUAAGCAGACCAAGCACUACAAUUCAUUUGAGGAGGAUGAGCUUAUGGAGUUUUCCGAGCUAGACAGUGAUUCUGAUGAGCGGCCCACACGCUCCCGGCGUCUCAAUGAGAAAACACGGCGCUACUUGCGAGCAGAAUGUUUCCGUGUGGAGAAGAACCUGCUUAUAUUUGGCUGGGGACGCUGGAAAGACAUCUUGACUCAUGGCCGAUUUAAAUGGCAUCUGAAUGAAAAAGACAUGGAAAUGAUCUGUCGAGCACUCCUAGUCUACUGUGUCAAACAUUAUAAGGGGGAUGAGAAGAUUAAAAGUUUUAUCUGGGAUUUGAUUACCCCCACAAAGGAUGGACAGAACCAGGCCCUGCAGAACCACUCAGGCUUAUCAGCACCGGUGCCAAGAGGAAGGAAAGGAAAGAAAACAAAGAACCAGAUUCUACUUCCUGAGAUCAAGAAUGCAGACUGGCUUGCCACCUGCAAUCCUGAAAUUGUACUACAUGAUGACAGCUACAAAAAGCACCUAAAGCAACAUUGCAACAAGGUGCUGUUGCGGGUGCGAAUGCUGUACUACUUGAAGGCUGAAGUGCUGGGGGAGGCAGCUGACAAGGCCUUUGAAGGAACCUCUGCCAAAGAUCUGGAUUUCAUGCUACCAGAGAUCGACUACGUGGAGAUCCCUGUGGAUUGGUGGAAUGCUGAGGCAGAUAAAUCCCUGCUCAUUGGAGUUUUCAAACAUGGUUAUGAACGGUACAAUGCCAUGCGAGCUGACCCAGCCCUGUGCUUUCUUGAGAAGGUAGGCAUGCCAGAUGAGAAGCUGCUGUCUGCGGAGCAGAGUGUCAUUGAUGGAGUGCAAGAGGCUCCAGAGAGAGGCAACAUAGACAAAGAUGAGGGCAGUGCAGGCAAGGUGGAUGGGCUGCAGAAAGAGGAGGAGGCUUCAGAGUGUAGUGGUGAAACUACUGAGAAGAAGGAUGAUAGUGUGGCAGCCCAGGAUGGCUCCGACCCAGACAAAUCCACCUGGCCUGUGUCAUCUGCCCUGACAGCCAGACUGCGGCGUCUUGUUACUGUCUAUCAGCGUUGCAACCGUAAAGAGUUGCCAUCCAGACCUGAAAUCAUGGGGCCUUGUAACCAUGGCUAUUGGCUGCAAGAGGAGAUGUUCAGGAGAGCCAAUGAGGUGGAUUCGGUGAACAAAGAAUUGCAAAAAAGAUGGACCAGAAGAGAACAAGCAGAUUUCUACCGCACUGUCUCCUCAUUUGGAAUAAUCUAUGAUCCAGAAAAGAAGAUCUUUGACUGGACUCAAUUCCGAUCUAUUUCACGUUUGGAGAAGAAAACUGAUGAGAGCCUAGAAAAAUAUUUCUACAGCUUUGUUGCCAUGUGUAAGAAUGUUUGUCGUUUGCCCCACUGGAAGGAUGAUGGCCCAGCAGAUCCCAGUAUCUAUGUGGAACCAAUCACAGAAGAGCGGGCUGCAAGGACAUUGUAUCGAAUUGAGCUUCUGAGGAAGGUCCGAGAGCAAGUGUUGAGGUGUCCACAGCUGCACGAACGGCUCAAGCUUUGUCGUCCAAGCUUGUAUCUUCCUGUGUGGUGGGAAUGUGGUAAACACGACCGGGAUCUGCUGAUAGGUACAGCUAAACAUGGGCUGAACCGCACAGACUAUUUCAUCAUGAAUGACCCUCAGCUGUCAUUUUUAGAUGCCUACAGAAAUUAUGCUCAGCACAAAAGGACUGAGGUUAUUGGAGCAGGGAACUUGUGCUGCCAUCAUCAGGCAAACUCUAAACUGUACUGUUCCCCUUCGUACAGUCAAGUGGAGCGAAAGCUUGAACCUGCAGAGACCGAAACUGAGAGCUGUGUCAAGCUAGUGGGCGCAGGAGAUGGCCUUUCACGGACAGAAAGCAUCUCCCAGGAUGGGAGCUGUGAAACCUUCAUGUCUAAAGUCCGUGGUCUGAUGCCGAUUAACUUUGACGAGAGCUCUUUGCCCGACUCUCUGAUGUGCUUGAUGUACGACGAGAAGGCCUGCAACAGUGAGCACAGUUCCCUCGCCCGUGACAGCCCAUGCUGCACAGACGUCAGCAGCAAUGCUACCAAAAUGGCUGAGGGCAAAAUAGAUGGAGAUGAAGACCUGUCUAGCUGUGAUGCUGAUACUACCAGAGACCCCUCCUAUCUCGAUCAUUUGCAACUCAGCAGUGACCAACUGGAGAGUCAAAGUGCAGCACGGGAGCCUUUAGCCAAGGAAGCAAAGUCCUCUGAAAUCCUUUCUGCGGAACCCUCUGAAGCUCUCCAGCACAUGGGGAGUCAAUAUGCUAGCCCAGGAUCAGUACCAUUUGAAAGAGACGGCAUGGAAGGGGUCCUGAGUAUAGGAAUGUACAGCCCCAGCCUUCACAAUUUUGAUAUCAAAGUCCAUCCUGAGAAGAGGUUUCUGAGUUUGUUGCAUGAGAAGGGCUUGGAGGAGAAAUCAGUGCAGAGCCAAAGCCACAGUGAGGAAGAGGAAGAGGAGGAAGAGGAGGAGGAAGAGGAAGACCAUUUGGAGACAGCAGCUGACUCUGUGGGAGGUUUUAGAAGCUGUCUGAAUUCCUCGGAUGGUGGGGAAGCCAGAACCGUUGCACCAGAGGGACAGAAGGAGAGUCCCUGCAUUCUCACCAGCCUGGAUGCAUUCAUAGAAGAAAGGAAUAAGGAGCUGGUUGAAUCAGUCUCGAGUGAGCAAGCAGCAUCUAAAUGUGAUAGUGAGCCAGGGGCUGGAGAGGAUGACCAGGCCGAAUGUGAGAGCCUCGAGGAACACAUCCCAGCCUUGCAGGAGAUCCAGGCCUGCCGCCACCACCACCACCACCACUCUGCACGAAGCAAGGCUUCAGCAGUUCAAAUGGAGCUGCUUAAGCCGCAUUCUGUGUGCAUGGAGGCGGACCCCUGGGGAGAUGACACCGAGGGGAAGGGAGAUAGUCCUGCUGCUCAGCCCUUCUGUAGGAGUGAAAUAAAGAGAGAGGAGGAGGAGUGUGAGAACCAAGACCUAGAGAAAAGGGAUGGAAUCAGCCAAAAUCAAGAUUGUUAUGAGAAGCUUUCCGAAGAUGAAAGUAAGAGCUCCAUGUUUGCUGUGCCUGAAGAGAGUGAUGAACUUCAGGAUGUCCGGGCACCUACCAUAGCUCAGCUGUUGCAAGAGAAGACACUCUACUCUUUCUCAGAAUGGCCUAAGGAUCGUGUGAUCAUCAAUCGAAUUGACAACAUCUGUCAUGCCAUCUUAAAGGGCAAGUGGCCUUCUUCCAGCCAGCCAUUUGAAAUACACAGUGUAAUGCCUGCUGCUGUGUUAGCCAGUAGUACUGGCAACAGGAACAACUACUCUGAGGCAGAAGCCUCAGAGUCCAGCUUUAGCAAUGGAGUGAUAGCAGCACAGGUCCAAAAGGAAGGUUUCUUAGCUCCCACAUUUGUUAAAGAGGAACACAAGCACCGACGACCAUAUGAAUUUGAGAUGGAAAGAGAUGCCAAGCAGCGGAGCCUGGAACAGCUGGUUGCAUCUCAUCCCCAUCCUAUUGUGUUGAAUGGCUGGCGGGAUGCAGCUGUGGAUCUUUCAAGAGUGCCUGAUGGAUCGCCAGGAAGUGGUUCUCCUUUCUCUCUGAGCACAAGUAUACCUAAAUUAGGAACAGUGAAUGCUCUGCAAGGCUCUCUGGGCAUGGACUUGUCUGGUAUCCUUCAGGCAGGAUUAAUCCAUCCUGUCACAGGACAGAUUGUCAACGGGAGUCUACGAAGGGAUGACACCGCCAUGAGGAGGAGGCGGGGCAGGAGAAAAAAUGUGGAAGGGAUAGACCUGAUAUUUUUGAAGGAGAGGAGCCUCCAGACAGGACUGCCAGAAGAUCAAGCCCAGACUGUACCAAGUAAUCUGAACCCUGAUGGCCCAGCCAUCUCUACCUCAACUCAGCAGACAGUCCCAGGCCCUAACGUCCAGGCAGAGAAGAUUGUUCCGAACAAGACUCUUCUGGACUGGUUGAGACAGCAGUCUGAUUACACUCUUGAAAUCCCUGGCUUUGGCACAAAUUUUUCAGAGAAGCCUAAACAGAGGAGGCAGCGUUGUAAGGACCCCAGCAAACUGGACAUAAAUUCUCUGACGGGGGAGGAGCGAGUGCCUGUGGUCCACAAGGGUACGGGACGAAGGUUAGGAGGAGCCAUGGCACCAGCAUUGAAGGAACUGCCAAGAUGGCUUGAUGCUAACAUGGAAUAUGCUGUUGCAGCUGACUGGUCUGACAUUGUUAAACUUUCAGGGUUUUUACCUGAAAACAAGUUUAAUCGUAUUCUUACAGAGCCUGUACUCCGAGAUGCUGGGCCUCGGCGGAGAGGCAGAAGGCCAAGAAGCGAACUUUUCAAAGCUCCUGGCAUAGUAGCUGAUGCUUCUUCUGGAAUGGGACCAUUAUUCAUGAAUGGACUUAUUGCUGGAAUGGAUUUAGUAGGACUUCAGAAUAUGAGAAACAUGCAAGGCAUUCCUUUAGCUGGGCUGGUUGGAUUUCCUGCUGGAUUUGCAGCAGUACCUGCUGGUGAGGAUGUUAAAAAUGCUCUGAGUAUGUUGCCAAUGAUGCUGCCUGGCAUGGCCGCUGUACCACAAAUGUUUGGUGUUGGAGGACUUCUCAGUCCAUCACUGACAACUACAUGUGCUUCAACGGCUCCAACUUCAUUAGCAAGCACAACUAAAAGUGGUACAUCACAUACAGAAAAGGAUGCUGAAGACAAACAGAGUGGCCAAGGUGCAAAACCAGAAACUCUUUCUGAAGACAAGUCUGGCCCUAGUUCAUUUUCUGAUCAGUCAGAACCUGCAAUAACUACCAGUAGUCCUGUAGCUUUUAAUCCGUUUCUUAUUCCAGGAAUGUCAUCUGGACUGAUCUACCCCUCAAUGUUUCUUUCUCCUGGCAUUGGCAUGGCAUUGCCAGGUCUUCAGCAAACUAGACAUUCAGAUGCAGCAAACCUAGAAACCCAGAAGCGGAAAAGAAAGAAAACUAAAGGGGAACUAUCAAACCCAGAACCAGAAACUCUCUUGUUAUCUGAAAAGGAACACGCAAACAAUCAAAACUGUACAGAACAAAUACCAUCUGUGUCAACAGAGAACGAACAUGAUGAACCAGCAGAGGAGGAGGAAGAGGAGGAAAAGUUAAAAGAUAUUAAAGAUACCAAUUAGAACUUUUGUUUAUUUCUGGGGGAAAAAUAUUGUGGCUUGUAAGUUUCUCAUCCCAUUAAUAUUUGUUAUGGCCCUCUGUCUCCACUUCGCCUUCAUUAAAACCUGUGUUUCUAUAAGUAAUAUUAUCUACCUAAUGCCUGGUAAGAAAACUAUGUGACAUGUUAGUAGUUGCAAGGUCUUGCCAUAUAGAUAAGCAGUGUUCUAUAAUUAGUAUUGGAGGCACAGAAUUUUUGUUCAGUUGUCCAGCUGUUCAUCUUUUCCCCUUCCCCCCAUAAUAAGUACUUGAUCACCCCCAAAACUGCUUGCUUGUUUGAGGGGGGGGAAUCAGAGAAAAAGAAAGUGCUUCUCUCCUGAUGUAAACACAAAAGAACACAGGAAAAGGUAGAUGUUUUUACAAUGACACUGAAUUUAAAAAAAAUCUUGUAUUUUGGGGUAAAAAGCACAGUUAUAGUAAGUGCUAAUGUGUAUUUUUUGAUUUAAAGUAUUUCCCUAUUUUAUCAUGGUUACUAGAAUAGUAGUAUAGACAGAAGUAUAUAACUAAUGAUUGAAAAUGCAUAUAUUCAUUUCUUUUUUU